Messenger RNA from Micromonas commoda, 387 nucleotides. Lineage: Eukaryota; Viridiplantae; Chlorophyta; Mamiellophyceae; Mamiellales; Mamiellaceae. The record is from the annotation of a RefSeq genome assembly.
AUGCAACAAAUUUGGUCGGCUACUGGACGACGCAAACGAGCAACUGCUCAAGUUCGAAUUGCUUCCCCAGGAACUGGGGCAAUUCAAAUUAAUCAAGUAGACGCACAAGUUUACUUACAAGGAAAAUAUCCAACAAUCCUUAAACCAUUACAACUUUUCCAAUUAGAGGAAAAGUGUGAUAUUUUCAUUCAAACAACUGGUGGUGGGUUAACUGGACAAGCUGAGGCUAUUCGUCUUGGUUGUGCCCGUGCUCUUUGUUUAAUGGAUACUGCUUACCGUGCUGAAUUAAAGGCACAAGGAUUCCUUACACGUAACGCUCUUAAAAAAGAACGUAAAAAGUAUGGAUUAAAGAAAGCUCGUAAAGCACCACAAUUUUCAAAGCGUUAA